UGUAUCACGUGCGUCCGUGCCUCUCUACGUGAAAGUCACGCGAAUGUGCUACGCCUCUCGCUUGACGUUAGCUGUUCGUUCAGUCACGAGUCGCGACUGCAAUCGGCGGCUGGUGGAUUUUCGCCCGGUGAUCUCUCUCUUUGCGUGAGGUCCAGGAUGAAAUUUCGAAGCUGAAGAUCCGUGACGUGUCUGGGAAGCAUCAGUGCGAGUGUUCGUAGAGGAGCACGUCGUCGUCGUCCGAGCAAUCUCGGCUGGUUUCGUUCUCGCGAGAGAACGCGGAGGUGCAAUACGCGCGAAAGCACCGAUCGAUCGAUCGUUGAUCUUGCGUGAGAUCGAAUGUUUCGCGGGGAUCUCGAACGGCGUUCCAAAUGUGUCUUUCUGCGGAGACUUUCGAGUGAUAAGGACGAGUAUCGAAGGCCGCGCUAUACGAUUAUUGCUGAAGACGUCGGUGCGAGGGAGAGUAAGAGAGAGAGAGAUUUGGAGAGAUAUAAGCGACUGUGCGCCCGUCGAUGAAUACGCAGUAUAAUUCGCGCGAUAGUUAAAUCCGCUUCGGAUCAGCGGGUCCGAUUUGUGAAAGCGCUCGUUGAUAUUCAAAUGCUGAACACACACAGUCACUGAACACCGGCCCCGAAGUGUACCGCGAAAGAUAUACAGUGCGUUUCACUUCGAGUUCGCGGCGAUGUGCUGAAGAUUCUCGAGAACUUGGCGGAGACGACCUCCAUCGAAAACGCGACUUACUCGACCAGAAUUCACGGGAUGCUUUGAAGCACUUUACAUACACAAUGGAGUCAUCAAAGCCUGUGUAUAAAAUAACGUUUCGAAACAUGUGAAGUGUCAAACGGACUCCGUGUAACACUCUCGCAACCUAGACCGCUUUCUUCUUGACAAUUUCUCCCUCUCUUUCUCUCUCUCUUUCUCUCUCUGUUUUUGCCCCAAAUAAGUCGAAAGAUAUCCGGUACACUUCGAAUUCCGAGUGUAAGAGUAUUAAGACUUGAAUUGAACGAGACGUGGCAGUGUCUUCUGAUAUCUUCUCCGAGCGGAGAUACAGAAAGGAACGGGGAGAGUGGAUAGAAAGGGAGCGAGGACGACGCUCAGCUGGUGGGGGCUCGUGUGAUAAGGACAGAGCAAUCAAGAGGAAAGGCAGAGAAACGAGAAAGAAGAAGAAGAGGAAGCGGCGGAAGAGGAGAAGCAAGAGGAGAGAGCGAGAGUGAGAGGCUGUUGAUCGAGCGUUAAUCUAUUUAUCUGUUGAGCGAUUGUGCCAAACCAGGAGAGCAUGGCUCUUCUUCCGUCGAGAGACGGACGGACAUGCCGUAACGUGGCUAACAGUAACAACAGCUUUUGAUUGUUGACUCGAGAAGCGACGUGUGCAGUUCGUCUGAAUCUCUCCGGUCGUCCGGGGGAAGACAGCGCGACGUUACGACUUCCCAGAUUACAACUGCACACAGUGCACCACCUCCUCUACCUUCUCUCUCUCUUUCUCUUUUUCCUCUCUCUCUUUUUCUUUCUCUCUCUAUCUGUCUGCCUGUCUUUCUCUGCACUCUCACCUCACCAGAGGUUGCAUGUUCGCUGCCUCUUUAGUCUUCCUUUUUAUCGGCACUUGGCAUUCGCGAGCGAUUCGACAAACAGAGAAAAGAUCAUCGGUCUAGACAGAGAGAGAAAGAAAGAAAUCGACGGCGUCGCGAUCGACGGUCAAUAGACUGGGCGCGUCUUGCCAUUAGAAGACCAUGGAAGACGAGAAGAUCAAACUAAUAUCGAAUGAUCUGUGAAGGUGUACAAGGCAUUGCGCCAUAAAUCGUCGAUUUAUCAUCACCAGCAACACUUUGCAUUCGCGUUCGAUUUUGCACACGGCAUCAUUGACACCGUCAUUGAAUUACAGCCAGCGACAGGGAGAGGCAGAAGAACGUACGGCGGAUACGGCGCUUGCACACGGCAUCGUUGAUAUCUGGUUGAUAGAUAAUGGCGUCUCGUGGAAGAUUCGCCGAUAAGGUGAGCUACGGCUACGGAACAAGCAUCCCCCCGCUGAACAAUGUCGAGGACGAGAAGGAAAAUGAAAGUGACUUGUCAUCGCGGAAGGUGAUCUUCUGCGUUCACGGAAAAUUGUCGGGCUGCUGUACGGUGGUGAAAGGCUCCUCCAUCGAUGAGACUCCUUCUGUGGAAUAUCAACAGAAUCUGACAGUGCAGGAAGACCACUGUCACAGGGAGAGGAACGAGGAUAUCGACAAGAAGGCCCGAAAGAAGCUGUGGCUCGCCAGUGCGCUAUGCGUCGUUUUCAUGAUAGCAGAAAUCGUUGGCGGAGUAUUAUCGAAUAGUUUGGCGAUAGCGACUGACGCCGCACAUUUGUUGACGGAUUUUGCGUCGUUCAUGAUAUCCCUUUUUUCCAUUUGGGUCGCGGGCAGACCGGCCACCAGGAAAAUGCCUUUCGGUUGGUAUCGCGCAGAAGUUAUCGGUGCGUUAACGUCAGUUUUGCUGAUAUGGGUGGUCACCGGGAUUCUGUUUUAUCUAGCAAUCGAAAGAAUUGUCAAUAAGGACUUUGAACUGGACGCCACGGUGAUGUUGAUCACGUCUGCAGUUGGUGUCGCGGUAAAUCUAGUAAUGGGCCUGUCGUUGCAUCAACAUGGCCACGCUCACGGCGGUGGACACAGUCACAGCGGUGAACACAGCCACAAUGGAAAUAAAGACGUGGAAAAUCACGACGAUGAUGCCAAAGAACAGAGAAACAUCAACGUGCGCGCGGCCUUCAUUCACGUUUUGGGUGAUUUUAUUCAGAGUAUAGGUGUAUUCAUCGCUGCAUUAGUCAUAUACUUUAAGCCAAGUUGGAGCAUAGUGGAUCCAAUAUGCACGUUCCUCUUCUCUAUAUUAGUUAUGCUCACUACAGUAGCUAUUAUUAAAGACGUAAUGAACGUCCUGAUGGAAGGCAUCCCCAAAGGCUUCGAGUAUUCUCACGUGGAGAACACCUUCAUGCAAAUAGAUGGUGUUGUUAAGGUGCACAACCUUCGAAUUUGGGCGCUCUCGCUUGACAAAACUGCCUUGUCAGCGCAUCUUGCUAUAAAACCUGGGACAAGUCCGCAGAAUAUUCUGCGCACCGCCACGCGAAAUAUCCACGACAAGUACGAAUUUUUCGAGAUGACGUUGCAAAUAGAAGAAUUCAACGAACGAAUGGAGAAUUGCAAGCAGUGUAAUUCAUUGUCGCAAUAA
This is a messenger RNA of Odontomachus brunneus, 3195 nucleotides long. RefSeq names its product zinc transporter 2-like. NCBI's taxonomy places the organism in Eukaryota, Metazoa, Arthropoda, Insecta, Hymenoptera, Formicidae. The record is from RefSeq and is a predicted model, not a curated record. Gene Ontology annotation, biological process: zinc ion transmembrane transport; response to zinc ion. The coding region runs from base 1957 to 3195 and encodes 412 amino acids. The transcript is spliced from 9 exons. Gene Ontology annotation, molecular function: zinc ion transmembrane transporter activity. Gene Ontology annotation, cellular component: plasma membrane.